UCCCCAGGUUAGGGGCGGCUGAUUAAAAGUCCCAGUGCCAGGGUGGGACUCUAAACAGUCCUGGUACGACGGUCCUCCGGCGAGACAGGGGGUUGGUGAUGGCUACACGCACCCGCCGUAAAAACCAAGUGCAGAGAGCUCCAGAUGCGAGCCGAUCCAAUCGCCGACCCGAUUUUCGGGGAUCCAGGGAUUGGAAACUCGGGACGUGGAACUGCAGGUCUCUCAACUUCGAUGGGAGCGACCGCAUUCUUCAUAACGAAUUGCGGGUCCGCGGUCUCGAAGUCGUGGCGCUGCAGGAGGUGUGCUGGACGGGGAAGGACCACCGAGAGCUCGGUGGGUAUACUAUGUAUUGGAGCGGCGGCGAUACACACGAGCUGGGGACAGCUUUUAUCGUGCUGGGCGAAAUGGCGAAGCGCGUGAUUGGGUGGUGGCCAGUCAACGACAGAAUGUGCCGGUUGAGAAUCAAGGGCCGAUUCUUCAAUCUGAGCAUCAUCAACGUGCACAGCCCGCACAUGGGAAGCGACGCCGAUGACAAGGACGCUUUCUACGAGCUUCUUGACCGCGAGUACAGGAAGUGUCCAAAACACGACGUCAAGAUUGUCAUCGGCGACUUAAACGCUCAAGUCGGCCAGGAGGAGGAGUUUAGACCGGUUAUUGGGAGGUUCAGCGCCCACCAGCAGACGAACGAGAACGGCCUACGACUCAUCGAUUUCGCUACCUCCCGAAACAUGGCCAUACGUAGUACCUUCUUCCAGCACACCUCCCUAUACAAUGCGAGCGGACCCCACUUGAUGGAUGCAGUUGCAGCAGCAGCAGCAGAACUUCGUGCCACGGCCAAGGAGAUGAUUAUCGUGUUUGCUGCGGUGGUGGUGGAUCGGAGUCGAUGCACUGUGCGAUGA
Molecule: messenger RNA, 899 nt
Organism: Culex pipiens pallens (northern house mosquito)
Lineage: Eukaryota; Metazoa; Arthropoda; Insecta; Diptera; Culicidae
Product: craniofacial development protein 2-like
Exons: 2
Coding region: 99-899 (266 amino acids)
Biological process (GO): chromatin remodeling
Cellular component (GO): nucleus
Molecular function (GO): catalytic activity
Source: RefSeq, a predicted model, not a curated record